UCAGCAGUGCGUGCGCAACGAAUUUUCUUUCGAUGGCACCAAAUUCGCCGCCAAGUCCACCGGCAUCAACGCCGAAGGGAGCCUCAUGCGGCGCAACGGACAGAUCAUGCCGAUGCCUCUGGGAGAACCCAACCUCUCCAUCGACUACGAGGGAUCCUUCAUGGCGCCUUUCGUCAUCCUGGACACGGACUACGAGAACUUCGCUUGCAUUCACUCCUGCGUGGACGUGAGUCAAGGCUACUUCGCAGACUUCGCCUUCAUCUUCUCCCGCGCCCCAAGCAUGUCGGACAAGCAGCUGAAGCGCUGCGAAGCCGCCUUCAAGAACAUCGGUCUCGACACCUCCCGUUUCACCAAGACCGUCCAGGGAUCCUCAUGCCCCUACGAGACUCAGCAAGCUCUCUGACCUGUUUUGAAAGAACGGAGCCGAGCGUGUGUUAAUGAAGUGACCGAAAGAACGAC
Messenger RNA from Penaeus monodon (black tiger shrimp), 459 nucleotides. Its product is annotated as crustacyanin-C1 subunit-like. Gene Ontology annotation, molecular function: pigment binding. The transcript has 3 exons. The record is from RefSeq and is a predicted model, not a curated record. NCBI's taxonomy places the organism in Eukaryota, Metazoa, Arthropoda, Malacostraca, Decapoda, Penaeidae. The coding region runs from base 86 to 403 and encodes 105 amino acids.